AUGUCGGAACAGCAGAAGCUGCACUUCCAAGCCCUGCUCAUCGCAAACGAGCAGAGGAAUGUGUACGGUCUUCGGUACAACGACUAUGAACGCUACAGGAAGCAUUGCUACAACCGUACGCAUCGUUUGCGUUCGUCCCUCAAGAUGACUUAUGGAAAGGGCCGCGAAUUCAAGAAGCUGCCUCCGAUGAACCUGGACACGAUCAAGGAGGGACACCUCCAACUCCUCCUUUUUGAAGCGGAACGCGCCUGGGCGCACUCGCAAGAGAUGCACCUGGAGUCUCUGCAGCUCGCGAACACCGCCAAGACCUCGUCUGGCGCCGCCGCAGAGACCGCGGAGAAGCAGUCGUCCGCGAACCGCAAGCACGCAACCCGCCGCAUGCGCCGCGCGAUCCACUGGGCGACACAACUACUCUCCCACUGUCAAACGCUCUAUGCCCAGGGUCGCCUCUCUGCCGAGGACCUCAUCCAAGUGACGACCUACACGCUCAUCCUCAACGGCCGCUUCCUCCGCCAGCGCUUCGACUUUGAUGACGCGCUCGUGCAGCUGAGCGUCGCGCGCAACCUCCUCGACGCGCUCGCGGCGACCGCAGCGACCAGUCGGGCGCAAGCACUUGCGGUGGCGUACGCGGACGAGAUCGGGCCCGAAGUCCGCCAUUGUGCGCACGAGCUCCGGAGGGACAAGGUCUACGAUGUCGACGCUAUCGUCGCGGAUGUCGCCCCGAAGCACCGCAACGCGCUCGUGCAAGACUGCGACGCCGUCCUGACCAAACUGAAGGAGGAGAGCGGGGCUGCUGGGCAGGACAGAGGCAAGCUGAAGGACCUGAUCUGGGAGGACGAACCGGUGCCGAUCCGCAACCCCGAGCUGGUGGAUGUGCUCCUGAAGGUCCAGGAGGCGCAGGAGAGGUUGGCGGAGGGCAAGCCGGAUGGUGAGCACGGCAAGGGCAAGGGCGUGGGAUCAAAACGUGGAGUCGCUGCCUACGAUGCUAUUCUGCUGGCUCUCAGCGAAGCAGAAGAGGUCUCCCGUAAGCUCUCAGAGGUUCAGAAGUCAAGCGGCACAACACCUGCGGCCGGCACGCGAGACAUCCACUUUGUCCACGCAUAUAUCACCUACCAACUGCUCGCCCGCCGUGUACAACGCGACCUGCUGCUCACCACGGCUCUAUUGAACCAGCUCAACACGAUGCAGAAGGCCUCGGCCGGCAGCUCUUCGCGGAAGGUCCAGGUCGACUCACGGCUAUUCCCCGCCAUUGUCAAGCUGCUCGACACCGCCCUCCAGUCCCUCGAACAGAUGCGCACCCUCUCCAUCGUCGACGACAGUCCGGACCUCGCGACCGCCGUCGACGCGCGCCUCGCGUUCACGAAGGCCCGGCGAUGCCAUUAUCUCGCUUGGUGCUAUGCCCCUUCGAAGAAGUACGCCGAGGCACUGGCGCUCGCUCAACACGCGGCGAUCCAUCUGCGUGAGGCGCGCGGGCUCUUUGUUCCGAUGGCGGACGCGGACGCGAUCAACCUCGGCAUGCCCGCGUUCUAUCCGCUGGCGGAAGCGGACAUUGCGCGCUUCGAGGCCGAGAGCACGCAGGACGCUACGGGGCUCAAGAACGACUGGUUCGCGCUCGAUGGGAGUGCGGGGUACAAGAAGCCGUUGUUCUUCGACAUCGCGCUGAACUACAUCAGCCUCGACAUGGACCGUCUCCAGGGGCGCGCUGGCAAGGCACCUGCGCCCGUGGCCGUUGCCGCCGCUCCGAAGGGGGAAGAGAAGAAGACGGUGACGCAGCCUGUAAGGGCCAAAGCCGAGGAGGUCGCAAGAGCGGAGACCCCGGAGCCGACAACGCAGUCAAGUGGCCUGGGCAGUCUGCUUGGCGGAUGGUGGGGUCGGCGGUAG
Molecule: messenger RNA, 1881 nt
Organism: Epithele typhae
Lineage: Eukaryota; Fungi; Basidiomycota; Agaricomycetes; Polyporales; Epitheliaceae
Exons: 5
Coding region: 1-1881 (626 amino acids)
Biological process (GO): SRP-dependent cotranslational protein targeting to membrane
Cellular component (GO): signal recognition particle, endoplasmic reticulum targeting
Molecular function (GO): signal recognition particle binding; 7S RNA binding; endoplasmic reticulum signal sequence receptor activity
Source: RefSeq, a predicted model, not a curated record